Messenger RNA from Ceratosolen solmsi marchali, 2787 nucleotides. RefSeq names its product protein lines homolog (gene lin). Bases 901 to 2685 code for a protein of 594 amino acids. The transcript has 2 exons. The record is from RefSeq and is a predicted model, not a curated record. NCBI's taxonomy places the organism in Eukaryota, Metazoa, Arthropoda, Insecta, Hymenoptera, Agaonidae.
UGCUGUUGCUGAUAUUUGUGGGCUUGCUGGUGCUGGUGAUUUUCGAGUUCUUGCUGCCGCUUUCGUUGAUUUUCGUGACAUUACUGAGAUCGCUGGUGACUCUGACGAGGACAAUGGUGGUGGUGCUGCUGGGGCUGGUGGCUGUUGUCACGUAGAAGAUAUUGGCGACGUAGACGUCGUGCCUGCGGGGGGAAACGCUUGGCUCGUCUGUUCAUAGGAGGAAGGUCCUGUGGUCGGCGACGGGCCUUCCGCUCCCAAUUACGCGUGGAGAUUCUUUUCGCGUCGAGGGAGAAACGUCCGUGUCGCGGUGCGCUACGAAAGCCCAAAGAAAGAAAGAGAGUUAGAGAGAGAGAGAGAGAGAGAGAGAGAGAGAGGGAGAGAGAGAGAGGGAGAAAUAUAGACUACGAGUGCGUGGAUGUAUUAGCCCGAGAGACGCGCAUCGUCGUGCGAGCAACCCCGGGAAGACGACGACUACGCCGUACGAUAUUGUAUCCAGGUGGUAGGUGAUACGCCUCCUUGUUCGACGACUGGUGAUUGGGACGAUUUUGAAUAUCUCGUGUGAAAGCAGGCAACCAAGGGACUUAACUGUGGGACCUUUGAGAGAUGGUGAUGCUCGAGCUGACCUGCUGGACGUUAAUGAGGAAUAGGACAUAGCUCCCUAGGUCGCAAGAUCUUAUUGGAAAAACUGGAUUCUCCAGUUUUCAAGCUGGUGAGAUGAAAAGUGCUCCUGUUGAGUGGGACAUGGUUGCUGGUUUGCCACUAAGGUGAUACAGUGUAUCAGGACCUAUGUCAAUUUUAUUAUUAUCCAAUGUGUACAUCUGAUUCUGUCAAGACACAAUGUUUGAGCCAAGGAUAACUUGAUUUUGUUGGACAACACUAAAGCGGAAGUCUCUUCUGCUAAUGGUACUUCAAAGAUCCAGCAGCUAUCCUCCGAGUCCGAAAAUGGAGGAACCUGCGAAAAAAAAACAGAGGAUCGAAAAUGACAGCAAUGAAAAUGGAGAAACCUCAGAAAUCGAGCGACUACAAAUCAGCCUCCUUGGUCAAUGUUUGUGCAAUGUAUCCGAAAGUAGCUUGCGCAAGCCAUUUACUAAUACGAGUGUCUCUACCAAUGACAGAGAAUUAAGAUCGAUGGUUCUCUCGGAAUGGGAACCUAAUAAGUGCCUAGAAUUUCUAAGUGCCCUGCAACUUUUAUUUGAUGUCGCUAUAAAGCAGAAUACUAGAGGAAUAAUGUGCGGUCGGAUUGCGGAUGUGUGCAAGGCUCUUGCAAGAAACGAGCAUGGUAUCGUUGAUCAAAUCAUUGAUUUAUCGUGUACUAACAAUAAGUUUAUAUCCUUUGCAGCGAGCAAAGCACUGGCAUCCUUUUUUAUUAUUACUAAAGAGAAUGUGGAGUCCUCCUGGCUCGAGAGACUAACGCAAUCGUUGGUAAAUACUCACUCCCCUACUCAAAUGUUAUUCACAUUAGAUGUGGUAAAGAGGGUAGUGGAACAUAAAGACUGUGGUAUUCAUCCAUUGGAGGAUUCUGAGACAUCAAAUCCUCCGUCUGGUUGCAAUAUUAUAACUAUAUCUGAUCCUGAAAGUUUAGAUAGUACUCCAGUGAAAGCUAUGUGUGUUAAGGCUUUAGAAUCUAAGUGGACUAUUUUGGUUUCCAAGUUUGAUGCAAUCCUUGGUUCUUACACUCCCCAGCACGAAUCUGCCGUUAUAACCUUCCUUGAUCUUUGGGAGUCCAUAAUAUCAGUUAAAGCUAAUUUGUCCGUAAUAGACACAAAAUUAUUUUAUUCUCAACUAGAUAAUUUAGUCGUUCUUUUGAAUGCCAAUGUCCCUGGUGUUAUAUGGCGGCAUCUCCUUGGAUUGUUUAACGAAGUACUGUGCUAUGGCAGUACUUUAGCUUUACAAGAUGUGUUACCUGAUGAGCCGUGCUCACUGGCGCAUUUAAUUGUCCGCGCAGUCAAAGACUGGAGAUUAUUAGAUUCUUUGCCGUAUCGUCAUGGAUCGGGAAGGUUUGGAGGUGGUUCUGGCGACGGAGAUCAGCCUCUUUUACAGAAAGUCGUGCUAUUGGUAUUGAAAAGUGUCGCUGUUACGGUUAAAGAAACACGUAGUGACUCCAGCGAUUCGUCAUUGGCUUCAGAGGCAGAAGAUUUGGAUGCUGACAUGGCAGUUAUAGAACGAAGUAUAAGAGAAGUGCUUAGGCAAUUAGAUCAGUGCGUCAAAUUGUUGAUGCCUUUCCAUCCAGAAAUGCCUCUGUCUCAGUGGGUUGUUCAAAUGUUCCAUGACCAAGAUGACUUUUUAAUUGAAGGAAUGGUCUGCUGUCUAGACGUGGCGAAUGGAUUGUUCUAUCGAGGACCGCCACAGAAUGACUUGGGGAAUAUGUUGAGCCCCACGCUAACUUUUGUACAGUUCAUCAGAGCAGUUUCUCAUGAUCAUGACGUACUGUUGGACUUUCUUGUUAGUAAUGAAACGUGCUUUCUAUUAUAUCUGUAUAGGUUUCUAAAAUACAUUAGACGUUUUUGGCCUGAAUUUGUAUCAUGUUGUGGUAGGGAUUUAGACGAUACCAUGGCUGUAUUGGCAAAUUUAAAACAAGCAAUUGAUAGACUGGUCUCUAAAGAUUUAUUUCCAUAUAAUAUUAAUCCUGUUCUUCGACUGUUAGAAAAGUGCGAUUCACUUUACGAAGGCAAUAUAGAUAAUUAAUUGACUCUUUUGUUAUAUAUGGACAGAAACUACCACCGUAUUUAAUUUUGAAAUAAAUUCAGUUUAUUUAAACCAUAAUAAUCUAUCGCGUAUCUAUUCCUA